UCUCACCUGUAUACACGUGUCUACCCCCCUUCCCCCCUCCCUCACCCUACCCUUCCCUACUCCACCCUACUCACUUGUGCAUUAGUCAACAAGAGUUCUGAGCUGUGGGUAGGUGUUUACUUUCACACUAUUGUCGUGAUUUAGGGAACAGUUAUCACAGCAGGCUCUUAUGGUUUUUUAUUAGUCACACCACUUUUACUGUAAAGGUAUGUGUGUAUGUGUGUGUGUAACUUUACUUCGAUUUCUCCACCAUCGAAUACCUUAACUUUUUGCCCUUUUUCUGAUCUGUAGUUGAGAAUUUCCAUAUUAUGUGUCGCUGCGUACCUCUUUCAGUUUCUCCUUGAGGUCUUUGCCGCUGUUUUGUUGGUGAAUGCCAGGUUGAGGGUGAUUGUAGACUCUGUUACUCACUUGAAGUUCUGUGCCCUCUUUAAAAUAACCCUCCUGCCGGGCGUUCGCUAACUACACUGUGAGUUUAUUUAAGUCUUUCCACAUUUGUGACGUACAACUUGUCUGCAAGGUCAACCACAUAUCAUCUGUCUGGUUGUUCGUCUGUGUCUCUCAUGUGUUAUGUUAACGUGAUGUGGUAGGAUGGGGAGACUAGCAGCAACCAUCAGUACUGGAGGUCCCCGUCCGGCUACCCUGCUGGUGUGGUUGCUGUUGAUGGUGGUGUUGGCCGGAUCUUCGUCAGGAACCACUGAUGUCGGUUACGAGCGCCGCGACUACUACCGCUGUGGUCACAUCUUCAAGACUGCUUCAGUGCCUUCUCUUACUGCCUGCGCCGCCUUCUGUACUCAAGAGUCAGAAUGCACUGGGUUUAACAUCGGUAUCAAUAGAGGUCGGCAAAGGGAGUGUCAAAUCUCCAGCGAUGAUAUAGAGUGUGCCUACGACUCGACUUACCACUAUUACCGCAUCCCUCCACCUUUGACAACAACAACAGCUGACCCAACAACUACCACAACACUACCGACGUACAUCAUCGAAUUAAAAUACUUUCCAAUCAGCUCAAAGUCCUGCUCACCUGGACGCAUCAUCACCACCAUAGUGACAAAACCAGGAUAUCCUAACAUGACUGACAUCAUCGCGUUUGUGUGUAGCAAGUUCAAGAGUGGAAUUAGCUGCAGUAUCGAUGAUUUUGUAGAGUCUGUCACUACGGGCGACAUCAAUCAACCUGGUGCCGUAACCUGCCCGACCCAAUCUAUGUUGAUGGGGUUAGAGGGUAUAAAUAAUAAUGGUGGCGAAUCCUUCAUCAAGCCGGAUGUACUGCAGGGUAAUUGUCAUGCACUGAGUGUCUGCUAUGUGGAUGAAUCUCGCUGCCUGACUGUGUACGCCUCUCAUGAGCUAGUGACGUGGACAGACGGGAAAGACAAAGAUAAAGUGGACACAACUGUAUGGGACAACUACCUAACUUGCCCGGACAACUAUCUAGCCAACCAAAUCCAGAGGAAACAGACGGCCAGCGGAUGGCAAAUCUUCUCCAUGAACUGUUGCCUCAUCGUCUCCACCCCACCUUAGAGAACCUAUACGCAAGACCCCCGUGACUAUAGAUAUGUUCCUCCACGUCACGAAAUAGGGAUAAGUGAUCGUAUAUCUCACUACAAUAGCCUUGUCGUUGUAGCUUUCUUGAACUGGGGCUUUUAGGUACAGUUCCCUUCACUAAUAAUAAUAAUAAUAAUAAUAGUGCGUUUACAGGUGCUCAUCGAGUUUUGUGCAGUGUGGCAGCGCUGUGUUUGUUUACAUUCAACAGAAGGAAACUCACAAUAGUAAACACACUAUGGAAUUAAAGUAAAACAGUAUUCAAACAAAUAUCUCAAAAAUAAUGAUUUGUGGAAUGUUUAUAUGACGAGCCCCUGUAAACGCACUAGUGGAGGGGACUGUACAUUCGCACAUCACCAGUUAAAAGAGGAAAUCUAAAGUAAGUUAAUGAGUCCAAUGGCAGCUUUAGGACAGGAUAAUGUUAGGAGUACUGUACUGUAUUUACCCUUCUGAGUUGAACAGCAGAAAGGAUCUAGUUUAUGCACAAAGUCUAUCGUCGCAUUGACCUCACAAAGCAAAACUGAUUGUUACUGCACUUAUAAACACAACAGAAUGAUGUAUUAAGGGAAGGAAGAAAAGAAAGCUGCACUGAACUCACGAAGAAAAUUUGAACUGAGAAAAAAAUAUACUUAUGAAGAAAAAUUGAACAUCUGAAGAAAACUGAACUUAUGAAUAAAAACUGAACUUAUGAAUGAAAAAUAGACCAUUACACUGAACUUAUGAACAAAGAAAUUGAUACAGUGAAAUUAUAAAGAAUAUGGAAUAAGGAAUCAACUCCCCCCUCCCCCCCCAAAAAAAUACACCACAUGACAAAAAAAAUUACAAAACUAAUAAACCUUAUGAGAACUUGUCCCCUCCUUUGAUUUUUUUUUUUCAUUUUAAGUUUGGAAAAAAAUAUUAAAAAAUAAGAUAUAAAAAUAAAUUAAAGAAGAAAGAUGAAAAAAAAUUUAAGAAAAAAUUAUAACAAAGAUUUAAGAAAAUUAGGAUACUUAGUAAAGAAUAAAAUUAGAUGAAAAUAAGAUAACACAAAACAGAAAAAAACGGAAUAAAUUGAAUAACUUAAAACAAAUAAAAAAAAACCACGGAGAGGGUCGAUAAAUUUCAUAAUGAACACUGUGACUCCUGUUGUCUCUGUGGGGUUGUCAUAAGCCUUCGUCCGUUGUGUCAUAUUGUCUUACACAAAAUCAUAAAUAUACAUAUUUUGGAGGUGUUGUGUACAGUCUAUAUAUUCUGUUACAUAAACCAAAAACAAAAGUAGGAUCAUUUUUCUAAUUAUUUUAUUAAGUGUCAAGAAUUUGUUUACUUUUUUGUUAUAUAUAGUGUUCGUCUAUUUGUUCAUGCAUUGCCACAAAAGUCAAAUUUAUAACCAAAACAGAGAUUUUAUUACAGUUAAUUGGAAAUAAAGUUUUGAGCCUG
Homarus americanus (American lobster) is the source of this 2949-nucleotide messenger RNA. RefSeq lists its product as uncharacterized. The coding region runs from base 589 to 1512 and encodes 307 amino acids. NCBI's taxonomy places the organism in Eukaryota, Metazoa, Arthropoda, Malacostraca, Decapoda, Nephropidae. The record is from RefSeq and is a predicted model, not a curated record. The transcript is spliced from 3 exons.